This is a messenger RNA of Guillardia theta CCMP2712, 1674 nucleotides long. RefSeq lists its product as hypothetical. The transcript is spliced from 16 exons. The record is from RefSeq and is a predicted model, not a curated record. Bases 1 to 1674 code for a protein of 557 amino acids. Gene Ontology annotation, molecular function: protein binding; nucleic acid binding; methyltransferase activity. Gene Ontology annotation, biological process: methylation. NCBI's taxonomy places the organism in Eukaryota, Cryptophyceae, Pyrenomonadales, Geminigeraceae.
AUGUGUGCUCGUUCGGAGUGCACAACAUCGGGGAACGGACUUGUUGGCAUUGCACUCUGCUCCCCCCCUCGCAUCUUCCAGCUGAUAGGCCGACGAGUGUCGCUCCUUCAGAUGAGAGCUUGGAGCAAACAGUUCUGGCAGUCGGAAGACAACAUCAAAGAUGUAGGCGAUGCGAGCAAUGGCGACUGGGAGGUUGGGGAGAUGCAUGUACUGGCUGACAUGCGAGGAGUUGCGGGCGGCAUGAACGCGAUCGAGAAAACUGUCCCAUGCACUCAUGGCAGGCUCUUUGCGAUCGGAGGGAACAAGUUAGCAGCUCGAGCGAUCAAAGAAUGGUCGUUUUCCUCUGUCGGCAAGCCCGACUCGGCUGUAGCUGAGCAGACAGCUCCUACGAGAAUGGACGCCAUCCGGUCCUGGCUGACCGCCAACUGCGCGCGGGUGUGCCCGGGGAAGCUUGUUUGUGACCCGUUUGCGGGAAGUGGGGCAUUGCUUCAGGCUGCAACGGACUUGGGAGCAUCGUUCACCUUGGGUUCGGACGUUCAAUGCACCGGAGCUGUUGAUGUCGUCGCUGACAUCAGCCGAUGCCCGUGGGUGGGGAAAUUCGACGCGAUCGUCUGCGACCCUCCAUAUGGGAGGAGGGCAGGACAGGUCUACUAUGGGGAUGAGGAGGUCGACUUUGGCAUCUUGAGUAGCCUACUGCGAUGGGCUGAAAUGGCCAUGGCGCCUGGAGCUCGACUGGCGAUGUGGUGGUGGGAAAGUUCCACGGGGAGCGCUGAGAAGCUCGUGUCAAGCAUCAUCGACCGGCUCGAGAUCGGUUUGCAGCUGGAGGAGAUGGCGGUGGAUGACCAUGGCAUGGGAAGCAACGAUGAGCAGGAUCAUUGGCAACGGUGCAUCAUCGUCUUGGCAAAGAUCGUGAUUCCACCGGAGCCCGAAAGAGAGGUGGCUUGCAGCGAGUUGGAGGAGCCGAAGUUUGCUCAGCUGUCCAAGCUGAACCAAGUCAAUGCUUUGUCUUCGGCAUGCUGGCAAGGGAAUCUAGCUAAGUUGAAGGAAUCUCAUCGCCAGGGCAUUUCCCUCGAUGAGCCUGACAAGCGGGGGAGACGUCCGCUGCUGUUCGCCGCGGGCUACGGCAAGGUCGACGCCGUAGAGUUUCUCUGCAAUGAAGGGAAAGCACAGAGAUCGGCCGAUCCACACGCCGCGGAUGCCGACGGCAACACAGCAAGCUUCCUUGCGUCCAUGUUUGGCCAUCUCGCUGUCCUGCAGGAGCUGCCAGCGGCAUGCCUGUUCGAAGUACGGGGGGGUUGGACGACAAUGCAUCAUGCAGCGCAGUGGGGGAAGCAAGAAUGCAUGGAGUUAGUCAUCGGACGCCUGAGGGACAAGUUGAAGGCAAGGUUUGCUCCCCUCUCGGCUGGUACUGAGACACAACAGUUGGAUGGGAGAAGUCCGCAAGAAACAAUCUCCUCUGUCAGGGAGUUUGUCUCACAGCAGGAUAUGGCGGAGAGGAGGACGGCUCUUCAUCUAGCAGCCUGCUACGGGCACAUCUCGUGCUGUGAGUACCUGCUCUCACUGCAAGCAGACCCGACUGUAACCAACUGUCAUGGAGAAACACCUUUGGACGUGGCGAGAAUGUUCAAGAGGGCAGAGUGUGUUAAGAUCAUGGAGAAAUACAUCAAAACCUAG